AAGACGAGCUGCGACCACGGACUGAACCAUCAGAUACAUCUUUAAAAAGUCCAAAAACGCAAUUUUGUUGGACUUUGGGAUGUUUUACAUUACCAGAAUAAUCGAGAGGACUUUAUUUUAGUCGAAGUAAAUAUAAGGACGUGCAGGUUGAUUUGAGGCAGCUUGAAAAAAAAAACUGUUCACUACACACAAAAGAAAAGUGGUUUUUUUAAUGUUUUUUCGCUGAGACAACGGAGGCAAUCUGGACUACUAUUGUGAAACAGGAAUGAUUUAUCCCCCUGAAGGUUUAUUCUACAUCGAGAUGGAUCCAGCGCCACCAGCUCUUCCUCCUAGGUCAACAAAGCCAGCCUCAUCCGCCAUGAACAAUAACUGCCUUUCCCCGCCGACAUAUUCGCUACAGGAUGCCGAAUGGUACUGGGGCGAUAUAACCAGGGACGAAGUGAACGAGAAGCUCCGCGACACACCAGACGGAUCCUUCCUGGUGCGUGACGCAUCCACAAAGCAGCAAGGAGACUUUACGCUGACAUUAAGGAAGGACGGCCACAAUAAACUGAUCAAGAUUUACCACCGAGAUGGGAAAUACGGUUUCUCCGACCCGCUUACGUUCACCUCCGUAGUGGAGCUCAUUUGGCACUAUCAGCACCAUCCGUUGGUGGAGUACAACGCCACACUGGACCUGAUGCUCACACAUCCCUUGUCCCGCUUCCAGCAGGUGAAGGAGAACAGCGUUGAUGUCGCUGGAAGAAAACUCAAAGAGGUCCACUGUCAGUAUCAAGAGAAAUCUAAGGAGUUUGAUCGUCUUUAUGAAUCCUUCACAAAGACAUCACAGGAAAUCCAGAUGAAGCAAACAGCUAUUGAAGCGUUUAACGAGACAAUGAUGAUCUUUGAGGAGCAAUGUCGUGAACAGGAACGCUACGGGGAAGAAUUUGAGAGGAACAAUCAAUCUGACGGAGGUGACCAAGAUCUCGAAAGCUUUUUGAUAAAUUACGAGAAGCUGAAAUGCCGUCUCGGCGAGAUCUACGACAGCAAGAUCCAUCUGGAGGAAGACUUGAGGAGCCAGGUGGAGGACUAUCGAGAGACAGACAGAAAGAUAAACAGUUUGCGGCCAGACCUCAUCCAGCUGCGUAACAUCAGAGACCAGUACCUCAAUUGGCUCAAUCACAAAGGCGUACGACAGAAACGCAUAUAUGACUGGCUGGGGAUACUAAGCGACAGCCUUGACGAUACAUACGUGCUCAAGGGAGAUGAGAAGAAUUUGCCGCAUCAGGACGAGACGAGUUGGUUUGUGGGCGAAAUGAGCAGGACGCAAGCGGAAGAGAUGCUCGAGGGAAAAGCUACCGGGACGUUCCUUAUUCGUGAGAGCAGCAAACAAGGAUGCUACGCCUGCUCUGUUGUCGUAAACGAAGAAGUGAAGCACUGUAUGAUCUACAACACACCACACGGUUACGGCUUCGCCGAGCCCUACGACGUCCACUGCUCACUGAAAGACCUUGUCCUGCACUACCGCCUGCACUCCUUAGUGCAACACAAUGACGCCCUGGAUGUCAGACUGUCGCAUCCGGUACACGCCAAAGCCCCCGCAAUGCCUUCGCAAAACGCAGAGGAGCACAAACUCUUACAGACUCCCAACAAACAGACUGUUCGGCUCCCACCGGCUGCUCCAGAAAUGUAAACCAACUGAGAUUAUACAGAGGACAUGUUUACUGUAUCCUGCGAGAACGACUGCAUCAAAGGUGCAUUUGUUGAAAUGUUGCACUAAAGUGAUUCCAUCAGUUUUUGUGAAUGCAAGUUCACAAAUUGAAGUGGGACCGGAACUUGAAUGUCAGCUUCUAUUGUUUUUGUUUUUGUUUUUUUGCUUUCGAGAGACUGUUAAAUAUUUCCCUGGAAAAGAAAUUGUACUUCAUAUAUUGCUGUUCGUUUUGGCGGGACGUUAUUAAGAUACAUUGACACCCGCUAAAUCGCUCCCAGACAUCAGAUGCUGCAUCUUGGUUGGACUUAAAACAAAUCUGCAAUGCCAGAGAUUUGACCUAAAACUGAAUCAGCUCUGGAAACGGUGAUCCAUAAGUUACAUAAAUAUAUUACAUCACUACUACUCGGUGAGGGGGGGAAAAUGGUGCUGUACACAGGCUGUUUCUAUCGUCCUGGUUUGGUGGACCAAACCAUUUUUCUGGGUAAAUGCCACUUGUGAAUAUGUGAAAAAUUGUGGUGCAUCUUAACAAUUUGCCCCAUUCAUACAGUGGAUAUUAUGUAGCAUUAACAUCCUGUAGUAAACCAUUAUAAAAAAGCAUACUCAAUGUUAUUCCCAUUGACCAAAGCACUUGAUUAGAGAGCAAAAAAGACAUCUCUGUUUUGCCCAGUCAAUGCAUUUGGACAAGCAAAUUAUCUACACCUGCUGAUGUGCUGAUCAAAACAUAAUCUGAAGUACUGUAUGUUAUAUUCUGUUACUCGAAGAAGUAUAAGCUUUUUGUAUUCUAUAUAUAUUUUUUCUAUAAACAUGCCACACGAUGAAAGCUUGAAGAAAGUGCAAUCCAACAGUAUUUCUAUUGUUGCAAUGUGUGAUGGUGGUGUGAAGGUGACGCUGUUAUGAACGGUUGACAUGCGCCACAAAAAAAUGCACUCUUUGGUGGUGUCGGUAAGAUAUGACCUCCGAUGUCGGUGCGAACUGCAAGAGGUCCAGAAGUAUCCUGCCUCCAUUACUUGAAUUGUGGCAUUGCUCGAGCUAUGAAUGUGUUUCACGACAUGCAGCCGGCAUAGCUAGAGGCGUAAGGAAUUGGUGUUGAACUUGGCACAUUUUUUUUUCAAGUUUGUGGACUCUGUACAGAGAACCUAAAAUGUAUUUCUGAGAAUGCUUCUUGGAAUGAGGCUUAUUUAGCCUCAUAGUUUAAAAAAAAAAACAAAAAAAAACCCUCCAUUUGAGUAUGGAGGAAAUGCCUCGGGUAAGGCUGAGCAAUGUGAGAUCCUGACCUUUUUCUUGCUGAAAGACAAUAAACUGAUGAGGGUUUUGUCAUCUUACGC
Messenger RNA from Doryrhamphus excisus (bluestripe pipefish), 3015 nucleotides. Its product is annotated as phosphatidylinositol 3-kinase regulatory subunit gamma-like. Gene Ontology annotation, biological process: phosphatidylinositol phosphate biosynthetic process; insulin receptor signaling pathway. NCBI's taxonomy places the organism in Eukaryota, Metazoa, Chordata, Actinopteri, Syngnathiformes, Syngnathidae. Gene Ontology annotation, molecular function: 1-phosphatidylinositol-3-kinase regulator activity. Gene Ontology annotation, cellular component: phosphatidylinositol 3-kinase complex. The record is from RefSeq and is a predicted model, not a curated record.